Molecule: messenger RNA, 1268 nt
Organism: Uloborus diversus
Lineage: Eukaryota; Metazoa; Arthropoda; Arachnida; Araneae; Uloboridae
Gene: Yeti
Product: craniofacial development protein 1-like
Exons: 1
Coding region: 115-948 (277 amino acids)
Source: RefSeq, a predicted model, not a curated record
CGAGCGGUCGGACUUGCCAUCUGUUGUUCUCUGUUGAACGGAUUUCUCUACGCAGCGCUGAAGAGUUAAGCCUACUAUCGGUGAGAACUAAAAGUGUUAUUAAGAUAUUUCGCUAUGGCUUCAAACUUGCUUAUUGAUGAUAUGAAAAACGACUCUUCCGAUAGCGAUGAUGCUGAUUAUGUGCCAACUGGGGAACACGAUAGUGGGGACGACAGUGUUCCCGAAGACGAAAUCGGUACUGACGAAGAAGCUCUCGAAAAUUCUUCAAAAUCGAAAGUUCGCUCUAAGCGCAAAAGUAAGAAAAAGAAAGAAACCCCUGUAAUUGAACCAGAGCCUGAGCUUGAUGUGACAGAUUUGACGACGGAGAGUGCCCGAAAGCAUGCUGAUGAGCUAUAUAAAAAGUUCCUCUUGGAUGUUGAGAAUGAAAAGAAACCGUCAAAUAUAUCUGUGUCUACCACAAGCUCAGGAAUGAAUGGCUUUGCCAAUUCAUCGGAUGUAGCACCAGUAUCUCAGGUAAAUGGUAAGGCAAGUGCUCCUGAGUUUUUUGAAUUCGCUGGGGAACUCAUUUCUACUUCAAAAGGCAACAUAGUUUCUACAGAAUCUCGUAUCCCUGUAGCCUCUGCUGCAGGUAAUUUAUUGGUAAAGAAGCCUGAUGUAAAGCUUGCCAAUGGAGAAGCUUCAUCUUCUUCAUCUCCAGCUGCUUCUGUAGUGAAACGUAAAGGCGGGUUGAAUGCAGUGCUUGCUAUUAUUAACAAGAAAAAACUGUCAACAUUACAAAAGAGUCAUUUGGAUUGGAAGCAUUUUAAGAUGAUGAACGGGCUUACUGAAGAGCUUGCUUGCCAUAAUCGGGGCAAAGACUCUUACGUGGAGAAGAAACGUUUCCUUGAGCGUGCCGAUUUACGCACUUUUGAAAUCGAAAAGAAUGCACGAUUGAAAAAACGAAAGUAGUUGAAUGAUGGGAAAAAACUUUUUUUAAGUUCCUCUGUUGAUUAUUAAAAGGACAACAUUCUGCAAUCCACCUGUCAAAAGGGAAGUUUCAAUUUCAUACAAUGUAAGAUUUUCAUGUUUCAUAAGAUAUUUUUGCAUAUGUGUUUUUACUGAUCAGAAUCGCAAAAUCAUUUUUAUUUUAAUUUGAUCAAGUUUUGUAAUAUUUGCAUUAACAAUCGAUGGUAAUAAUUUUCCAAUCAUGAAUAUUUCCGGUACUUUACAAAACAAUGAAGGUUGUAAUUAAGUUUCUGAUUAUUGUUUUUUAGUAAAUAAAGUUAAAU